This is a messenger RNA of Danaus chrysippus (African queen), 1302 nucleotides long. The record is from the annotation of a GenBank genome assembly. NCBI's taxonomy places the organism in Eukaryota, Metazoa, Arthropoda, Insecta, Lepidoptera, Nymphalidae.
UUGGCAAAAAAAAUUGAUAGGGAAUCUUUGUUAGAUGCCUUUACUGUUUUGUAUGAUGAGUGUAACGAGGACCCUAUUAAAAAAUGUCACGAACUUUUACGAACAUUCGUUGAAAAAUAUCGCAGUGCUCUGGCCGAAUUGCGGAGGGCCCGAGUUUGCAUUUCGAACUUUGAAAUUAUACAACUUAUAGGUCACGGGCAUUAUGGUGAAGUACAUAUGGUACGUGUAAAACAAAAAGCUGAUGUAUAUGCAUUAAAAAGUGUCCCUAAAGAAGAAGUGAGGAAGAGAGUUGUUGGGGCUGAGGAUGAAAGAAACAUUCUUGCAACUGCAUCCAGCAAUUGGAUACCAAAACUACAGUAUGCUUUUCAGGACAGUAACAAGUUAUAUCUGGUGAUGGAACUAUGUAAUGGAGGUGACUUGGCUGGUCUGCUUUCACGUCAAAACCAUCCCCUGUCAGAACGUGAUGCAGCAUUUUAUAUAGCAGAAGAUGCUCAUGCACUAAAAGCUCUUCAUGGUAUGGGAUAUAUUCACAGAGACAUCAAGCCACAGAAUAUUUUUUUGGACAGAGGUGGUCACGUGAAGCUCGUUGAUUUCGGUUCGUUUGCUCAUCUUUCGGAGGGCGGGUGUGUAGUCGGCGGCACAGCUGACUAUGGGGCUCCGGAGUUAUUGUCCAGUGACUGCACAACCGCUCACACUAUGUGUCUCUGCCGCCGGGUUAACACUGCCAUUUCAGCUUGUGGUUACUGGUCACUGGGUGUAGUCGCUUUCGAACUGAGCUCCAAAUUCCGAGCCUCCUUUCGAGCCGCCGCCUCACAGCCUUUCAUCAUCAUGGCGGUCACUAGUGGCGGGACUAUUACGUGUAUAAGAGAUCAGGCUCCACCUUGGGUUCCACAUCUUCGUGGUGCAGAGGACACUACAUAUCUACCGGCGCCUGGACGUGUUCCAUCACCUCCUUCAACAGCGCCCUUCAGAACCCGCCCGCCUUUCGCUGGACAGCUACCUUUCGUUGGUUAUUCAUAUAUGGCACCAGAGGAGGAAGACAUUCAUUCUGGUGGAUUCAGUACAUCGCAUUAUCUCACGGCAAUAGAUCUCGCAACUUACAAAUCGGCAGAGAAGUUAGCCUCGUUGCAGAAUAAGCUAGUGACUGCAGAGGCAGCGGCCAGUGAGGCGGCCGAGCGAGCAAGGAGACUCGCUGAUGAAGACCACGAGAGACUCCGGGCGGCGCUACAAGCUGAUAUAACAUCGCUUACGUUACAUAACAAACGUUUAGAACGUCAAAUAGAUAUUGAAAUGAAUAAAUAA